ACCGUUUACUUAUUACCUGAACCCUACUUUUUCAAAUUUUGAAAAAACAAAAACUCGUUCUUCCCGAUUCCUCUCUCUCCUUUCUCUCGCUCUCUUCGACCUCGAUCUAGGGCAAAUCGAGCAAGGAGAAGGGGAGGAGUACGCGACGGGAGAGAUGGGGCAGAUCCAGUACUCCGAGAAGUACUUCGACGACACCUACGAGUACAGGCACGUCGUGCUUCCUCCGGAGGUCGCGAAGCUUCUUCCCAAGAAUCGCCUACUCUCCGAGAACGAGUGGAGGGCGAUUGGAGUCCAGCAGAGCCGUGGGUGGGUGCACUAUGCGAUCCACCGACCGGAGCCGCACAUCAUGCUUUUCAGGCGACCCCUGAACUACCAGCAGCAGCAGGAGACCCAGGCUGCUGGUGCUUAGAUGCUCGCCAUGUGAAGGAGGGUGAUGAUCCCUUAUCCUUUUUCGAUCUCUAAAAAGGUUAGGGUUUCCUUUAUGGAUUUGUGGCCCCGUUUAUCUCUUGUUCUCUGUUAUGACCUUGUUGUGUUUGUGGAAAUGCUUGUUUGGAAACUUGUGUUUGUGUGUUUGUUUCUGCGGAGCAUGAAGUAUGUGUGGUACACUGGUACUGCUGGUGGAAUGAAUAGUAAUAUCAUGGAUACUAUGUUUAUUUUGGGUCUAUUGCAACUAUGUUUGUUGCUACGUCUUUAAAUGGGUUGAAUUUUUUUUCUUUCUUUU
Molecule: messenger RNA, 721 nt
Organism: Ananas comosus (pineapple)
Lineage: Eukaryota; Viridiplantae; Streptophyta; Magnoliopsida; Poales; Bromeliaceae
Product: cyclin-dependent kinases regulatory subunit 1
Exons: 4
Coding region: 155-409 (84 amino acids)
Biological process (GO): regulation of mitotic cell cycle
Cellular component (GO): cyclin-dependent protein kinase holoenzyme complex; SCF ubiquitin ligase complex
Molecular function (GO): histone binding; protein kinase binding; ubiquitin binding
Source: RefSeq, a predicted model, not a curated record